AUGGACGCCGCAUCUUGGAACCAAGAUCCGGCCUUGGCGCCAUCCCACGAUGAGGAGUUCCAGCAGUUUUUGAACAUGGGAGGCAUGGGCAACUUGGGCGACUCGAUGACCUUCGACUUCAAUGACUUCCAGUCCGGAAGUGGCUCCGGCAUGAUGCACCAGUCCGGCCGUGAACAGCUCGACACACAGAUGGGAGGAACCGACGCCAAUAUGGUCAUGAGCAACGCCAAUGCCGCCAUGCAGACGCAGCUCAUCAACAUGACCACUGCAGCUGCGCACCCUGCCAUUCCCACGCAACUGAUCCCUCCGCCGACUCCCACAGACGCCAUCACCGAAAUCGAUGCUCAGAUCCAGUAUCUGCAGCAGCAGCGCGUUCAGCAGCAACACCGCCAGAUUCAUGAGCAGCAUGUCUACUACACCAACCAGCAUGCAAUGGCCUUUACUCCUUUGGUGUCGCCUGCCGUUACGCCGUUAGAUCCCCAUUUCCAGAUGGAAGCCGGUGGCUUUACAAUUCCUGGCGCAUAUUUCAGCCCUCUUACCUCUCCAGCCCUUCAUGCGCAAAGUGACCAGGGACUUUUGUACGACCGCCGCUCGUCUCUGUCGGCGCACAACUCCCCCGCCGAGAUGGACGUUGAGACAUCAGCAAACGCGCAGCCUGCGGCGAUGGAUUUGGCCAAGAAAGUUCGCAAGAGCAACGCAAGAGUAAAGGCCAAGCCGAGUGUUCGCCAGUCUCCCAUUACGAAGCCUCAGCGGAAGAAAGCUGGCCCGACACCAAAGAUGGUGUCGCAAGCCCUCACUGAGAUGCAGGAAGUGAACGAAGAUGGGCUUGAUCAGAUGCUGCCUUCGACGGCCUUGCCUGCCCCUAUGAGCAGCGAAGAGUCCGAAAAUGCAUCAGUCUCACCUGAAAACCUGUCCGACAUGCCGCCACCACCACUUCCCCAGAAGGCGUCGAGCAAAUCACCAUUCAUCCAGCCUCAACCUCAGCCCCAGCCACACCCCGCGAUUCCGGCUCACAUCCAAGGAAAGCCCUCGCCCGCCACACCAGCUUCCCUCAUGAAGCUUCCCUCAUCCAGCGCGAACAACUCAGCAGCGUCAAAUCCCCAAGACCUUGGGCCUUCGGAUCAUAUCGAAUCCUUCGAACUUCCCGAGUCCGUCAACUUCAACUCAAGACCCCAGCCUCCGCGAAUUGAUACGGCAACGCCGACUCAGUCGCCUUCAGAUCCAGGCUCGGCUAGGGCUUCGUCGUUCCAGCCGCUGCCAUCUCCCAUCUUUGCGAAACCGACUGCCGCUGCUUCAGCGAGCGCAAGCCCGAACCUCGCACCGGGCUCCACGGGUCCCUCGGCACGCAGGACGCCCCAGCUGUUGGCAAGGGGAAGCAAGGGUAGCGGGAAAAGGGGAAGUGUCAGCUCGGUUCACGUCUCUCCUGCUCUGCGACCCAGGAUAUCACCUAGCAUCAAGCCGCUUCUGCCUGGCACGCCCGGCGGGAUGUCUGUCGAGGAUACAGCCUCCCGCCUUUUGGCUUCCAAGUCAAACUACCAGAACAUUCUCGAAGGCAACACUGUUCCUGGCGUCACUUACCCGAGCGAGCUAUCGACGAACCUCACGUCCAAGCGCACGUCCCACAAGAUUGCGGAACAGGGCCGAAGGAAUCGCAUCAACUCGGCACUGCAGGAGAUCGCAACGCUUCUUCCCCAGCCGCUGAAGGAAUCGGGCGAAAGCGACAACGCCGACAAGAAAGAGAAGGACAAGGCGGGAGGCGCACCGAACAGCAAGGCUAGCACUGUCGAAUUGGCGAUUGAGUAUAUCAAACAGCUCAAGCAGGAGGUUGCCGAGGCCAACAAGAGGGCUGAAGAGCUCGAGAAGAAGCUGGAGCGCAUGGAGCCGUCAGGAAGCACGGAAACUGUUGAACAAAAAGAAAGCUCGACAGAGUAA
Colletotrichum chrysophilum is the source of this 1932-nucleotide messenger RNA. RefSeq lists its product as uncharacterized. The transcript is spliced from 2 exons. Gene Ontology annotation, molecular function: protein dimerization activity. Bases 1 to 1932 code for a protein of 643 amino acids. The record is from RefSeq and is a predicted model, not a curated record. NCBI's taxonomy places the organism in Eukaryota, Fungi, Ascomycota, Sordariomycetes, Glomerellales, Glomerellaceae.